Molecule: messenger RNA, 6120 nt
Organism: Liolophura sinensis
Lineage: Eukaryota; Metazoa; Mollusca; Polyplacophora; Chitonida; Chitonidae
Product: DENN domain-containing protein 3-like
Exons: 26
Coding region: 92-3976 (1294 amino acids)
Biological process (GO): regulation of Rab protein signal transduction
Cellular component (GO): cytoplasmic vesicle
Molecular function (GO): protein binding
Source: RefSeq, a predicted model, not a curated record
UGUUAGAAGAUUUGUCAAGAUAUACAACAUAUCGUAACUUGUAAAAUAAUGCACACCAUCAUUCUAGAGAAAAAGAGCUGACCAGUGCUAAAUGGAUCCAUCCUCAAAGUUUUUCAAUGGGUUGGUGGACUUGAUGCUGAUAGUUGGUGUGGAUGAGCACACGGGACUGGUACUGGCUGGAGCAGGUGAAGACUCUAAACAUGAAGAGUUGGUAGAGGACUUAUUCUUUGAUUGGGAGUAUGAACCUCAUCUUCUUGUGGCUAUCUCUCAGACAAAAGCUCUCCAGUUUUGCAAUGGUGAUGGAACAGAUCCCUCAUACCCACCCGUGACAGAAAAACCUGCUCAUAACCAACCGAGCUCACAGCGUUACAGUGUACCUGAUGGGAUAGGCCGUAACAGAGUGCAGCCCAAGCCGGCAAGGCGUGGCUCAAUGCAUCCACUGCCUCAUAGCACCACUUCACGCCCUCUUACACGAAGGACCAUAAACUUACAUCAGAACAGUCCAGUUCCAGAUGAAAACAUCAGAUCUCUGCCAUAUUUUUGUUUCCCAGAAAAUGCAAAGAUUUAUCAGGAGCAUCAGGAAGAAAGGGUCCAUUACUUGGUUCUGACAGAUGUUAAUGGUGUUAAAACAUAUGCUGUCUGUCUCACUUUCUACAAGGAGUAUGCCAUAAAUAUGUCUGCUGGGUUAGGAUCCUGUCUCAUCCCCCAUGGACACCCUAACACUACAGGACAACCCUGGACCAAGGGAUUUCUGCCCACCUGCUAUGUCCUCAUCUCCAAACACCCAUACUUUACUGUGCUAAAGGAGUGUUUAUCAUACAUUCUACAUGAUAUUACUACUGAUCCUGAUAUGGAAUAUGACAUUGUGAAGGAACGUGCUUUCCAGCUUAUCAUGACACCAGUUCCCCCUGCUGGCAACGUUUGCAUUAGCUUCAGCCUGGAAAAGAGAGCACUCACCAUUUGGCCUCCAGACUACCCAGACAAACCUGUUGUGGAUUUCCCCCUUCACUUGUUAUUCCAAUGUUUUUCCUUGGACCAAAUACUCACAGUCAUUGCUUACAUUCUUGUAGAGGAAAGGAUAGUCUUCAUCUCCUCAGAUUACUCAUUGCUAACUUACAUCAUGGAGUCUUUCCAGCAUUUCAUCUUGCCAUUCAAAUGGCGUUACUCUUAUGUGCCUUUACUCUCCAGCCGAAGCUUGGAGUUUCUGGAAGCACCAGGCACUUUCAUGAUGGGCUGCCACUCUCAGUUCAGACAUGAAGUUGAACAGAUAGAUGGGCUUGUGAUGGUAGACAUUGACCAAGGCAGGGUGACAGUGAAUCAAACCAUAGACAAUGAUGUGGAGAGAGAGGCCAUGUUAAAUCUGCCCAAGAUUGCCUCGGACCCUUUCAGGAAUGCAUGUGAAAGGAUUAAGUUCACCUUUGAUCUCAUGGAAUUUUCCAGGCCUUCAUACUGUGAUAUCAGAGAAUACCAAAGAUUUAGAGAGAAAAAGAUUCGGGAGUUCAAUCGAGAGAUUAUCUUCAAUGCACUGGCCUUGAUGGUCAGUCUAUUCAGAGGUGUGAUAACUGAAAUGAGAGUGGACUUGAAGAAGUUUAACAAAGAUCACUUCCUCCAGAUUCAAUCUUCUGCAGACCGACCAUUUUAUGAGCGGGUGAUUAAGACAGACAUGUUCAAGAAAUUUGUUCAAGAACGUUUGAAUGAAAAGAGAGAUUAUUGGUCAGAGCUUGAGAUCGCAACGAGGAUGUAUGGUAGACCCGGCCAACGAAGUAGAACAUCAAUGUCAACAGGGCCUAGGCCAAUCAAACGAGCUUCCACCCCAGCCAUAUUGACCCCUCAUAUAACAGUGGAGUUUGUCCGGUUUUUCCUGCCCACCCUUACAGAGUUUGGAGCCUAUCUUCAGAUGUGCCUGCAUCAGCUUAACAGAACUGUCCAUGAAUGUCGUGAUGUGAUCCAACGAGCACCUUACCUCUAUCUACGGGCGAUGUUCAGGGUGCUGGAUGGGAGACCUGUGGAUGCCAUAGACGACUGCUUCCAACUCAUCUCUAGCACUGCCAGGAUCUUCCCUAAAGAGUUAGUGAUGGGCCUUUACAGCAACCUGAGUAAACCUCAGCUUGAACAGCUUCAGAAAAGACCCUAUUUCAGGAUGACAGAUGUUUUCUCUGAUGAACUGAAACCUGAGCCGGCAGCCAGGGACUGGAGAGACAUUGGUGAAAGUCAGCUUCCCUCCAAGGAUGUCGACAAGGACAAAUUUGCUGAGUGCAUUGUAUCCAUGGAGAUAGCCUUGGAUUAUGACAUCAUCCAGCGGCUAUUUGAAUCCUUGACUUUAUUUGGUGUUAAACUAUGUGUUGACCCUGUGACCUUUGAGGUGUUCCAUGACUGCUGGCAGGAAAAUAAAUCCCAGACUCAAGGAAUAAAGGUUCAGGACGGCAAGCUGGACCAUGAAGAAAGUGUGCUGAAGGUCUCACCUUUAAUCAAAACUGACUUUGGCAAUGGACGAAUAGCUCUCACUUGCAAAAGACUGUUUUUCCUGAAAGAUGUUUCCAACAACUAUCAAGAAAUCAUCAAACUGCGAGAAAUUGAGCAAAUAGAGAAAGUACAGAUGCCAACAUUUCUUCUAUCAGAUGUGGAUGCUUUGAGAAUUUAUGGAAAAGACAACUCAACCUUUGUGGCCUGUUUGAAAGAUGAGAGGAACUGUUGGUUUAUGCUGCUGUCAGAAAUGUGGUCUGGGAAGCAGUAUGCUGAUGGAACCCUGGACUUUGGCGCUAUUCAACAGGCAGCUCAAAAUGUGCUGCUUAUUGAUGCUGUCAUCAGAAGUGGUCAAGAGGAUGAUACAUGCCAUCACCUGGAUGUUGGGAAAGCUGCAACAAACCUCUGCUUCUUCACUCUUUGUCGAGAAGAAGGUCGCCACAGACUGCCUAAAGUAACCAUGGAAACCUUGCAACAUUGUGUUGAUCCAAACAUGAGAGAGAAAGAAAAGAAAACAGUAGAGUCUCUUCUGUAUAUCCCUGGAAACCACUGUUCGGAAGAUGGCCGACCCAAGCUUUGGUGUGGGCUGGGAAAUGGAGUGAUCAAAGUUUACGAUGCCGGCACUUUACAGCUGGAUACCAGUUUCACAGAAGCCAGAACAAGAGUGGUAUGCCUGUUGGCUGUCGGAGACAGCCAGGUAUGGGCAGGAUCGUUUUGCAUUUACAUCAUUGAUAUGGGGUCUGUGACAUGUGACAAGACGUUGAUGGAACACCAUGACCUUGUGUCUGAUAUGGUUCUAACAGAGGAUAACAGCUAUGUAUACUCAUGCAGUGUGAAUGGAGAGAUCUGUAAGUGGGAGACUGAGACCCUACGGCUUGUACAGAACAUAGAGUUGCCAAAGGUUGCCUCCCUUGUCAGUAUUCAUCUUCAGAACGACACCCUUUGGUGCUGUACAAAGAGAGAUAUAUGCCAGCUAGCAGAUGAUGGAACAAUCAUGAAAAAACUUACAUACAGCGACAAGACAGGACAUCCAAUCAUAUUAGAUUGUUUUCUGAUCCAGCCAACAGGAGAGAUAAUGGCUGGGUGCAGCAGAAAAGGGCAGGUUCUUGUUUGGGAUCCAGAUAGUGAGAAUAUCAUUCAGACGUUUGACUUUGAGGACUGUCGAGGCAUCAGCAAAAUGGUACAGGUGGACAACAAGGUUUGGGUGGCAACUAAGAAUGGUACAAUUGUUAUUGUGAACACUGACACAAACAAAGUGGACAAAACCCUGCAGGGCCAUGAAGAUGCUGUGCGCUCAAUGUGCUGUGCUCAGAGCCGUUAUGUUAUCACGGGCGCAGGAAGUCGUGACGGAAAAAUAGCAAUUUGGCGGGCAUCUGAAUCAGAGAAACCUGUGUCACCUUCCACAGAGUCAGAAAGUCCUCUUUCUGAGACGUUGUCAAGUUUAGGUCAGUCUCCAGAGGAAAAUGGCAACAUGGCAGACAUGAUGCCACAGGUUGAGGAAGAAGCUUGCUGAUUAACACAGUGAUCUAUCUUCCAUUAUAACGUUCAGAGAGUUCUCUAUGAUAGGCUAUCAUAAGCUGGAAAGAAAUCACACUUUCUGAACUGAGAUAAAUGAAAAUUGUGUUGUUGAAAUUGUCAGAGGAAUUUAUCACCUGAUAAGGGAUAGGAGAUAUACAAACAUUCUUGUUGCUAUGGUAACGAUAUUGAGAUGGUUCACAAUAUAUUUUACAUCAGUAAUCAAAUUCGAAAUAAAGUUUGUCUGAAUUUUCUAUGAUCAUUUUUACUGUAAUGUGGUGGCCUUAAUUGGUCUUGUCUACCAGUAAAAUUUUAAAUCGUAUGAAAUUUAUACCUAUUAAAAGGUUUGACCAGAAAUAAAUCACACAUAUAUGGACAGCCUACAAUUUGCACAAAAUGCCAUAUUUAUCAUGAAAUAAUAGUUUUAAGAAAAUUUUACUUUUUUAUGAGUCCAAACAUGGACAUAUAUAUCUUCUUUACCAUGUACUGUGUAAUAGUAAGGUUUUAUUGUAAAUCCAAAUGUGCAUAUGUGAUGUUGUUUUGUUACACUGUAAUUAUUUUAAUGUACAGGUAGAAACAAUUGCUAUUGUUCAAUAGAUGUCUCUUCUUAUAUGUUUAAAAUUACAUAAAAUGAAAGUGUGUGGUAUGGAUAUGAAAUUUUGCUCAAGUAAUCAUUCCAUAUUAUUAUAAAGAGACUCAGUACAACAUUUUCUAUACUUGAAGAUUAUAAUUUGGGCAUAUUUAGAUCAUACCCCAUAUAAGGUAGAGGGCCAAUAUGUUGAUUGAGGGUUGACUUGGAGUAUGAAAAUGCUAAUAUUUUAACCUUUUUUAGUCUCAUAUGUUUUUAUUGACAUGUGAAAGGAUCAUCAUAUUGUGGAGAAAAUGGCAAGGCAACGUAAUGUUAGUAUGCCUCUGUUAUAUUAUAUAACUGAUAUACUGAUAUUAUUUUUAAUGACUGAGAGUAUUUACUUAAUCCAUGUAAUGGUGGAUUUAAGUGAAAUCAACUGAUGGUUGAAGUUGUCAGUCAAGUUAAUAACUAAAAAAUAAAGGUUUGAUUGUUGCAGUAAAACACAAUAUAUGUCUGGGGGAAAAUCCCAAACUACCAAUCUUUCAUUCAUUAACUCACAUCAACAUAGCCAAAACAGUCUGGUGUGUAAGCAUAGGAGGUAAGCUUUUGACUAUUGAGAAUGUUUUAUUCAAGCAUCCGAACUGUAUAUUUCCAUUAAACGUGAAAUCUUGUCUAAUUAGUAUGGGAUCCAUUGUCAGAACUGCGUGCAAGUUGUUAGCACUUUGAUUGAAAAAGAUUACAACGUAACAUGUAUUAGAACAUCCUAUCUGUUCUUUCACCCGGAAAAAACUCGUUUGGCUAGGCCAUCACAAGUGCAAAUCUUGGAAACAACAACAAAAAUGCACAUGACCACAUUUUAUGUGGUUCCUGUCUGUCCAUUGCUUUCUAGGCUGAAGAAUCAACAGGUGCUUUGGAACUGUUUGUUCAGCAUGUGAAUGGGAUGUGUCAUGACAUUUCAUGGGCUGUGAUAUGACAUUUCUCGGGGUGUGAUAUGACAUUUCAUGUCGUUUUAUUUGACAUGAAUGUCAUUGGUGUGAUGUGACAUGAAUGUCAUGGGGUGUAAUAUGACAUGAAUGGCAUGGGUGUAAUGUGACGUGAAUGUCAUGGGGUGUGAUAUGGCAUUUCAUGGGUUGUGAUCGUGAUAUUUCAUGGGGUCUGAUAUGACAUGCAUGUCAUGGGGUGUGAUAUGACAUGAAUGUCAUGGGCAUUUCAUGGGGGUGUGAUGUGGCAUUUCAUGGGAGUGUGAUGUGGCAUUUCAUUGGGGUGUGAUGUGGCAUUGUAUGAGAGUGUGAUGUGGCAUUGUAUGGGAGUGUGAUGUGACAUUUCAUGGGGGUGUGACGAGACAUUUCCUGGGGUGUGAUGUGGCAUUGUAUGGGAGUGUGAUGUGGCAUUUCAUGGGAAUGUGAUGUGACAUUUCAUGGGGGUGUGAUGUGACAUUUCAUGGAGGUGUGAUGUGACAUUUCAUGGGGUGUGACGUGACAUUUCCUGGGGUGUAUGACGUGGCAUUUCCUGGGGUGUGAUGUGGCAUUUCAUGGGGGUGUGACAUGACAUUUCAUGGGGUGUAAUGUGACAUU